Nematolebias whitei (Rio pearlfish) is the source of this 5312-nucleotide messenger RNA. RefSeq names its product A disintegrin and metalloproteinase with thrombospondin motifs 20. Gene Ontology annotation, molecular function: zinc ion binding; metalloendopeptidase activity. Gene Ontology annotation, biological process: proteolysis; extracellular matrix organization. NCBI's taxonomy places the organism in Eukaryota, Metazoa, Chordata, Actinopteri, Cyprinodontiformes, Rivulidae. Gene Ontology annotation, cellular component: extracellular matrix. The record is from RefSeq and is a predicted model, not a curated record. The coding region runs from base 1 to 5304 and encodes 1767 amino acids. The transcript has 37 exons.
AUGCAGUUUGCAAUCUGGCUGGUUGGACUAACGUGUCAUUUGUCAGCACUUGUCCGAGAGACUCUGACCUUCCGAUUGCAUCCAAAACAAGAAAAGUUCAUCAAGCAGCUGUCAUCCUAUGAGAUCAUCACUCCGUUAAGAGUGAAUGACUUCGGAGAAUCCUUCCCUCACCGGCUGCACUACCGGAGGAGGAGAAGCGCGGAGGAUGAGCUGUCGGGCGCGCGCGUGCUCUACAGGAUCGACGCGUUCGGGCAGCGCUUCCAGCUCAACCUGAGCGCGGACUCCAGCUUCAUCGCCCCCUCGUACGCGGUGACACACCUGGGGGCAGACUUCCAGGACCCGAGCAGGAGCGACAUGCGCCACUGCUUCUUCCGCGGGCACGUGGACGCAAAGCGCGAGCACGCGGCGGUGUUCAGCCUGUGCACCGGCCUGAUUGGAACUUUUACGACACAACACGGUGAAUAUUACUUGGAGCCUCUUUUAAAUGCUGUGGGGGAGGAAUAUGACGAAGAACACAACAAACCCCAUCUUGUUUAUCGAAACGAGAGGAAAAGGAACAUGUCAGAUCCUGGUGAACCCUGCGCUGCCUCAGAGAACUCUGGGAGGUCGGUUGCUUUCGAGAGCAGAGGGAACAUGGGAGAGGAGCUGGACGCUCUCAGAGCCACAGUAGAUGAACAACACGAGGAGAACAGCUUCACCAGCACCAACACCACCUCCCAUCAGAGACGCAAGCGCUUCCUCUCCUACCCUCGCUACGUAGAGCUAAUGGUGACGGCGGAUGCCAAAAUGGUGCAACACCAUGGACGCAACCUGGAGCAUUACAUCUUAACAAUCAUGUCAGUAGUAGCAGCAGUGUAUAAGGACCCCAGCGUAGGAAAUCUUAUUAACAUCAUGGUUGUCAAGCUAGUCAUCAUCCACAAUGAACAGGAAGGACCCACUGUGAGCUUCAACGCUGCCACCACUCUGUACAACUUCUGCGUCUGGCAGCAGAGCCAAAAUGUUGAGGAUGACAGCCAUCCGUCCCACCAUGACACCGCACUCCUCAUCACCAGGGAAGACAUUUGCGGUGCAAAAGACAAAUGUGACACUUUAGGGCUUGCCGAGCUUGGGACCAUGUGUGACCCGUUCCGCAGCUGCUCCAUCAGUGAAGAAAAUGGAAUUAGUGCCUCCUUCACCAUCGCUCAUGAGCUGGGCCAUGUGUUUAACAUGCCUCAUGAUGACAACCCCAAGUGCCGCGAGGCGGGCAUGAAGCACCAGUACCAUGUCAUGGCCCCCACGCUCAACUAUGACACCAAUCCAUGGUCAUGGUCCAAAUGCAGUCGCAAGUACAUCACAGAGUUUCUUGACACUGGAUAUGGGGAGUGUCUCCUUGAUGAGCCUGUAGGCAGAACAUACCAGCUUCCCACACUCCUUCCUGGCCAUAUUUACAACGCAAACAGGCAGUGUGAGCUGAUGUUUGGUCCUGGCUCGCAAAUUUGUCCCUACAUGAAACAGUGCAAAAGGUUGUGGUGUACGAGUGCUGAGGGGGACCACAAAGGCUGCCGUACCCAGCACAUGCCACUGGCCGACGGGACAGACUGUGGCCAUGGAAUGUAUUGCAAACACGGGAUGUGUGUAAAUAAGGAGUUAGACACACAGCCAGUCAAUGGACAUUGGGGACCAUGGGGACCCUACAGUAUUUGCUCCAGGUCCUGUGGUGGAGGAACAAGGAGCACCAGCAGAGACUGCAACAAGCCUGAGCCCAGAAAUGGUGGUAAGUUCUGCGUGGGUCGUCGGAUGAAGUUCCGCUCUUGCAACACUGAGCCAUGCCCACGAGAAAGGAAGGAUUUCCGUGAAGAGCAGUGCUCUCAGUUUGAUGGCAAACACUUCAAUAUUAAUGGUCUACCUCCAACCGUCCGCUGGGUCCCCAAGUACAGCGGCAUUCUAAUGAAGGAUCGCUGUAAGCUCUUUUGCCGGGUUGCUGGCACCAUGGCUUACUAUCAGUUGAAGGACCGAGUCAUCGACGGCACUCCCUGUGGUCCAGAUACUUAUGACAUUUGCGUUCAAGGCCUCUGCAGGCAAGCAGGUUGCGAUCACGUGCUUAACUCCAAGGCAAGGAAUGACAAGUGUGGAGUCUGUGGUGGGGACAACUCCUCAUGUAAAACUCUGGCAGGGACCUUCAAUGAUGCUCAGUAUGGUUACAAUGUAGUUGUGCGAAUCCCAGCUGGAGCCACCAACAUUGAUAUCAAACAGGUCAGCUACUCUGGAAAACCAGAAGAUGACAACUACCUUGCAUUGUCUGACAGCCAGUCUAACUUCCUUCUGAAUGGGAACUUUGUUGUGGCCAUGUUCAAAAGAGAAAUCACUUUCAACGGAACCAUCAUUGAGUACAGUGGCUCAGACACAAAAGUAGAGCGCAUUAACUGCACCGAGCGCAUUGAAGAAGAGCUCAUUCUACAGGUUCUGUGUGUGGGAAACCUUUAUAACCCAGAUGUGCGUUACUCCUUUAACAUACCCAUUGAGGAGCACAGGGAGAAGUUUGUGUGGGACCCCUCGGGCUCCUGGCUUGAGUGCAAUCGUAUCUGCCAAGGGGAGCGAAGACGCAAGGCAGUAUGUGUUCGUGAAAGCGAUCACCUAGAAGUGUCGGACCAACGUUGUGAACAUUUACCUCGUCCUGCUGCUGUUACUGAGCCCUGCAACACCGACUGUGAAGUCAGGUGGCAUGUUGCUGGAAGGAGUGAGUGUUCAGCUAAGUGUGGUCCCGGCUACCACAGCCUGGAUGUUCAGUGUAUGAAGUACAACCUGAUGAAGAGACAGAGUGAGCGGGUGGAGACUAGCGCCUGCUCAGGCAUCGCCAAACCUCAAACUAGAGAGCCAUGCCAUGGAGACUGUCUGCUCAAGAGCUGGCAGUACAGUGCCUGGUCACAGUGCUCUAAGACGUGUGGCCGUGGGAGUCGGAGCAGAGAGUCCUACUGUAUGAACAAUCUGGGCCGGCGCCUGGUGGACAGAGACUGCAGUGAAUACCAGAGGGUGGUCACUGAGACCUGCAACGAGCAGCCCUGUCCCAACUGGAGUGUUAGUGAGUGGAGCGAGUGCUCGGUGUCCUGUGGCAAAGGGAAGCGGGCACGUUAUGUCAGCUGCAGAGAUGCUCAGGGAGGCGUGGCUGACGAGUCAUACUGCACCCAUCUGCCCCGCCCUCCAGAGUUCUCCACCUGCUUCAGCCCCUGUGGCCAGUGGCAUCCCAGAGAGUGGUCUACUUGUUCAGUAACGUGUGGUGUUGGAAAAGCUACCAGACAGGUGACCUGUUCUAACUAUCACCAUCCAGUGGACCCAUCUUUCUGUGACCCAGAUGAGAGGCCUGCAACAGAACAGGAGUGCACUGCUGCACCCUGUCCUUCUGUUUAUAAUCGGCAGCACAUUUAUGAGCAGCCGUACGGCUAUCCUCUGGAUCCCGGACGUCACCCCGGACACAGCAGCUGGAAUGUCCCCUCAGCAGACAACCAAUGGAGGACCGGACCAUGGGGCUCGUGUUCCAGUACCUGUGCCGGAGGUUUUCAAAGACGAGUGGUGGUCUGUCAGGAUGCCGAUGGGCGCAGCAACAGUUACUGUGACGAGAGGGUCAAACCUGCUGAAUCCAAAAACUGUGACUCUGGUCCCUGUCCUCUGUGGAACUACGGUGUCUGGGGAGAGUGCACCCAGACGUGUGGUGGAGGGAGGAAAACACGCCUGGUGGUCUGUCAAAGGCCCACCGGACAAAGGCUCAAUGACUACAACUGUGACAUCCUGGACAAACCGCUGGACAUGGAGCAGUGCAAUCUGCAGCCCUGUCCCGGUUCUGCAUCCUGGCACCGCCAACCAUGGAAGCCGUGUUCAGUGAGCUGUGGUCGGGGCAUCAAGCAGCGGGACGUCACUUGUGCUUUACAGAAUCAAACCAAACUAGAAGAGACUCACUGUGGUCAUUUGCCUCGACCACGAGCGCAGAAGCCUUGUCGGGUUCGAGGAUGCCCCGUGUGGAAAGCCAACAGGUGGCAGGAGUGUUCUGCCAGCUGUGGGUCUGGAGUUCAGAAGCGAGAGGUUUACUGCAGGUUCAAAGGCACUGGACGAGUCGGAGAGGAUCUGUGUGUUCCUCACACACGUCCUCCUGCUGUCCAACCAUGUCACACUGCAGAAUGCACACACUACACCUGGGUUGCUGCUGAAUGGGGAAAAUGUAAUGCAACGUGUGGAGAAGGCCUGAGAAGCAGAAAAGUGGGCUGUAUGGGUCCAGGGAUGAUACCGGCCCAAGAUGACUACUGUGGACCAUCAUCCAGACCGCCACCGCUCCAACACUGUGAAGAAACUCCCUGCCGCUACAUGUGGCUAACAGGAGAAUGGUCCCAGUGCUCUGCCAGCUGUGGUGUUGGCUAUCAGCAGCGUAUCGUUUCCUGCUCUGUGAUGCCCUCCUCUUACUCUGCUCAGCGUUUCUUUACUCAGUCGUCCUUUGUGAGCACAAAGUGCCCUGAGCCAUCCCCCCCUGCCACCCAGCCAUGCCUCCUCAGAGAGUGCACACACACCACCUACUGGAGGGCUGAACCGUGGACUAAGUGUUCUCAGACCUGUGGUGCAGGAGUGAUGUUUCGCAAAGUGGAGUGUGUGACCUCCAAAGGCCAGCCAUCAAAACACUGUCGUCUGGCAGAAAGACCCGAGUCUCAAGCUGCGUGUCAAGAAAGACAAUGCCAGUUGUUCACAUCUUGCCGAGAGGUCCAGAUGAGGCAGGGUGUGAGGAUGGACGGGGAGUACUAUCUGAAAGUCAAAUCUCGGAUCCUACAGAUUUACUGCGCUGAGAUGCAGACUGAUUCUCCUAAGGAGUAUGUGACUCUGCGCAGCACUCAGACAGACAACUACUCAGAGGUGUAUGGACAGAGGUUGCUAAACCCCUUCGAGUGCCCAUAUAAUGGCAGCCGCAGACAGGACUGUGACUGCAGGAACGACUAUCCAGCAGCAGGAUACACGCUCUUCCAAAAAGUUCGCCUUGACAUAAACUCGCUGAGGAUAAUGAUCACAGACCUCCAGUAUUCACUGACUCUCCUCGGCCGCCCUGUGCCCUUUGCUACAGCAGGAGACUGUUACAGUGCAGCCAAGUGUCCUCAGGGUCAGUUCAGUAUUAAUCUGACUGGCACUGGUCUCAAAGUGGCUCAGGCCACCAAAUGGACAUCUCAAGGCAACUAUGUUUCUCUUAAAGUCCACAGAUCUGAGGAUGGAACAAGAAUCUACGGUCGCUGUGGUGGUUUCUGUGGCAAGUGCAUUCCUCAAGCCCACCACGGCCUACUCCUUACAGUUCAGUGAGAGUCAAG